Phytophthora infestans T30-4 is the source of this 1086-nucleotide messenger RNA. RefSeq lists its product as uncharacterized. Bases 1 to 1086 code for a protein of 361 amino acids. The record is from RefSeq and is a predicted model, not a curated record. NCBI's taxonomy places the organism in Eukaryota, Oomycota, Peronosporomycetes, Peronosporales, Peronosporaceae. The transcript is spliced from 6 exons.
AUGUCGUCCUGCGAGGAGCUCUCCAGCUCGUCUCAUCCUUCUUUAGCAUGCCCUAGUUCUGCCGACCUACAAGAUGACAUGUCCAGCUCUACGCUCGCUCUUCUUACAGCCUCGGACCUCCCUUCUUCUUCCCAGAAUGACGCCUCGAACGUCGCCACCACUGCUCUCCACCUGGAGCGCUACGCUUCGGAGCUUUUGCUCUGGCUACAGCGCUCGGACGUGACAGUUCCAGCCGACGACGCACUCUUCUUCUUUGAGACGCGCCACCCGGAACUGCUGGACGACUUGCCACUUCUAUUCGCGUGGCUGUCGCUCUUCCUGGCGCAGCAUGAAGACGCCUCCGGAGACAUGACUGCUGUUGCCGGGCAAUUUGCACUCAAGAGCGCCCUUACGCUUCUGUACUGUAAGCACGACAGGCCCCGAGCCGCCUUUCAGGACGAGAGGGGUCUGCUGGAAUGGGUGCUAAGCCACAGAGAUGUUCCGCUUACUAGACAGGACAUCGUCGACCACGUGAUGGAGCAGUAUCCGGUCUUUGCGGCCUCCAAGAGCGCGGCGGCACUCAAGGUCUGGACGUCUAGAUUUCUCAAGAAGCACAUCCCGCCGCAUGACGAAUCUGACGCCGCUGCUAAUGCCUCACGCCGAUCGGGUUCGGGAAAGUACAUGCUCUUUUCAAACGAAUUCAAGUUGCACGCAGUAAAUAUGCUGGACGAAGGUAAAAGUGUCACCCAAGUGGCCGAAGAAUUGGGACUUAAGAACCCGAAUUGUUUGAGUUAUUGGAAGAGUAUUCGAGACAAACUAGUCACGGCCGAGAGAAAGAGAUUCCGCUUAGCAGGAGGAGGACGACGCAGUAGCUGUUCAUUCGAGGACGAACUGCUCACAUGGGUCAGUGAGCGACACCAUCAAGGCCUAGGCACCGAUGUCAAGGCGGUACUCGAGUACAUGAAAGAGUAUCAUUCGUCGUUUACCGAAGGCAAGAAGGAGCCAACACUGCGCAAAUGGAUCCUUCGCUUUUUUAAACGCUGCUGGCGCGCCCCCUCCACGUCCAUUGACUCACAGGUUGCAGAAAAGUCGUAUAUAUUUGUCUAG